Molecule: messenger RNA, 3217 nt
Organism: Onychostoma macrolepis
Lineage: Eukaryota; Metazoa; Chordata; Actinopteri; Cypriniformes; Cyprinidae
Product: putative nuclease HARBI1
Exons: 2
Coding region: 1667-2692 (341 amino acids)
Source: RefSeq, a predicted model, not a curated record
CGAAUGCUGAGGUGGACAAAUGGCAUCGAUUCCCAGCCACAGAUCGAGUGUAAAUUGUGCUUUGUGCGUCUUAUAGGAGCAAACCACACCCCAAAUACCAGCACAAUUAGUCUAUUACACUCUCAUCUGAUCAAGAUAUAGCACCACUAAUCUAAAGUCAGGAGUCAGGACAGUACUCAAUAUUUGCGAUGUUCAUACCCGCAUCUUCAGCAGUCAUUGUUUAUUCGCUCGCCACCGCUCCUAAGGGCUUAAACUGACUGUUCACUUUCCUGGACUAAUUUGAUCCUCUGGGCCCGGUUUUUCAAAAGGUUUAAUCCGGAUAAAAUUGAUCCGGAUUUAGUAAUCCUUUUUUUGCGAUCCGUGAUCACGUAAUCCAGCUUACUUUUGGAGCCAGUUUUUUAAAGCAACAUCGGAUUGGAUCAAUCUGAUCCGGAUAGGAACUUUUCAGGAUCACCAAAUCUGGAUAACCAGUGCUCAAACAGGAUAGGAAAUCACAAUGUAGAACUAUAGAUAUGUAAAGAGCAACAAGUAGAAUAGCCAGUGUGGGGUCAAUAUAAGUUUAUUUUUAUUUGAAAUGAAAACCCACACAUUUAAAAAAAAACUAAAAACAAGAAAAACCCCACCCCAUCCUCUUCCAGCAGUCCGCUCAUCUGAGACCUACAACACAAACACUGUACAUUGAGGAUAUUUAUAACAAGUAUCAAGUAUAGAUGUAUUGAAUUAAAAAAAAAAGACAAUGUCAAAUACUCCACAAUAAUUUCAGACUUCCUCAUCUGAUGUGGAGAGACCAGCUUGUCUGAGCGUAGCCUUUAGGAGGCGGAUCUCAAGUCUGGCCUUGGUUUGCUGCAGUUUGGUCAGAGUCAGUUGUUCCUCUGCCAGACGAAGCUGUGCUUCUGCCCUUUCAGUCUCUUUUUGCAGAAGUGCCUUGUAAUCAUCAUCUUUGUUUGAUGAAGGGCGCUUCAAGCCUUUCCUCUGAGAUCCUGUGGCAACUACCACUGGCUCAACCAAUGAGGAUCCAGCUUCUUCCUCAGGAACAGAGCUGAGAUUCAAUAUAAAUACGCUCUCUGGAUCAGCCUCAGGAGGAACUGGCAGAUUCUCCUCCUCCUCAAUCCAAGGCUCGCCAUCCCCUACAACACCUUGAAUACCAUGGAGAGCUUGCGACUUCUCACCUCCAAUGAUGUCGAGGACCACAUCUGUGCAAUCUCCCCUCUUAAAUGGCUUGUUGCCUGUUUGUGGGUUUUUGGCUUCAGCAUGGUCCUUUGUUGCCCUGGCCUUAAGAUUCUUCCACCGCAAUUUGAUUUGGUCUGUGGUCCUCCUCUUGCCAGACCCUAUGGCAUUCACAUUUUCUGUGAUUAAAAUCCAAACAUCAUUUUUCUUUUUGUUGGUAUCCUUAGCAGAAUUAAAACUUCCCACUAUUGUUCCAUAAUGGCACGAACACCCUCUAGUAGUGCAUUGGUUUCAGCAGCAGUGACGUUACAGCUUCUUGAGUCCAUGGUUCCGUUGCUUUACUAUAGUGAACAUUGUUCAUCAAUUAUAGGCCUUGGGUCCAAUUGCCUCAAUUGAGCGCAAGCCAAAACUAAUCAGUUGUAAUAGGUGUGUUUGAAAAGACCAACUACACUGCCAUAUAAAUCAGCCUUUCUCAGAGGAUUCACAGAGAGACAGUGAAAUGGCAGGUGUUGUCCACUGCCACCACCACUUUGCCAGGAGAGGAUACCGUCAAAGGGUGUAUGUUGAACGUACCAAGCCACUGGAGCAAUACACCACUGAGGAGCUGUAUGUCCGGUUUCGCUUUGGGAAGGCUGAUAUAGAGUACCUUGUGAACCUUCUCAGGCCAAAACUUCAACACAGAACCCAAAGGAGUCACGGUCUGUCUGUGGAAGACCAGAUCCUCAUUGCUCUCCGAUUUUAUGCAUGUGGGACUUUCUAUCAAGUUGUUGGUGACUAUAUGGGAGUGGUGAAAUCAGCUGUGUGUGAUGUGGUGAGAGAUGUGUCAAUCGCACUGGCCAGCCUGGUCAGUGAAUUUGUUUCUUUUCCGAAGGACAACCAGAUUGCCCAGGCCAAGUGCAGCUUUUUUCUUUUGGGGAAUAUGCCCAAUACUAUUGGAGCAAUCGACUGCACACAUGUGCAUAUACAAGCACCUCGUGAGAAUGAAUGGGAGUUUAUAAACAGAAAGGGGAGGCACAGCAUCAAUGUCCAACUUGUGUGUGAUGCUGACCUUAUAACCAACUGCGUUGUCAAGUGGCCUGGGUCUGUCCAUGAUGCACGCAUCCUGAGGGAGAGCGCUCUAUAUAGAGACCUCCAAACCAACCGACCGGAUGGCGUAAUAUUAGGAGACAGUGCCUACCCACUCCUACCAUGGCUGAUGACUCCUUUUCUAACAGCAAAUACACCGGCCCAGGCACGCUUCAACACUGCUCAUUGCAGAGCAAGAUGUGCAAUUGAGCGUUUAAAUGGAGUUCUUAAGAGGCGCUUUGCAUGCCUUAACUACCUGAGAGCGGAACCACAGAAAGCAUGCAACAUAACCCUUGCCUGUAUUGUCCUGCACAAUAUCACUACUAAGUGCAAUGUCCCUCUCUGUGCUGACAAUGAUGCACCUGAGCCCCUUGGAGCCCCUAACCAACCUCCUGCAUUCUGCCAGAACGAGCAAACAGGACGUGCAACAAGGGACGCAAUAGUUAGACACUAUUUCUGAUUUGGAUUUGUUUUGGAUUUCAAAAAUCAGUGAUUGCCAUUCUUUGCGUUUUUUUUUUGGUUAUUCUGUAAUCAUUGCAUGCAUCACUAAUAAAUAUUCUAAAAACAAAAAUAUUUUCGAUUGUGAUGAAUAUAUAUAUCAAUUAGUGACAGAAUAAAAUUUAUUGUUUUUGGUCAAUUUUGACAGCUGUUUGGGGGAUUAUUUUAUGAGGCCAAACUCUUUCUACUUUGCUGUAGGCCUAUACUGAAAGGCUGAAUACGUUAAAGCCUACCUAAUCACUGUAGCCUGACGGAUGAACAAAUAAAAUUAAAACCUUAUGAAUAAAUAGGAUAUCUUGUAAGAUACUGCAUGAUCCAAAUAUAGUAUUAUUUGAUACAUUUUUAAAGUUUUCAUUACAUUUUGGCCAUGAAAUCCACGCUGAAUCCACCCUUCUGAUGGGAUCAGUUUAAUCCAGAUUUUUUGGAUCAAAGUGAUCCAAAUCCUACAAAAAAGUUCAAAAAAAAAAAACCCAAACUAAAGGUUUGA